GACAACUAUUCAACGUUUCUUAAGGUUUGUUAGAUAGGAUGCUUCAUAUGAUUUCUAAACAAAAAUCAAUCACAAAGAGCCCACAAAUUUAAGCGGAAAAACUGAAUUUGUUUUUGCCGUCCACAAAUAACUUGUCCCCUCGACGUGAAUACCUUGCCUGUUUUUUUAUCCCUUAAUAUAAUAAAUUGCUCCACUCUUUGGUUUUUCGCAAAAGCUUAUUUCCACGCAACAAAAGCACACGUAUAAACAAGUCUAUCUCGUAAACCCUCCGGCCGACAAUUCACAUAAAAGAAACAAUUGACCUAGUCGAUGUACGUAUCAAACCAAAAACCCUCUAAAUCCUCUCUAGCUAGCUCAAAGCAAAACCCACUUCCUCUCUCUCUCUCUUUCUAUUGUUCCACAUGUCUUCCGGCUCCUUCUUCCUCAUCAACAUCCCCGGCCUGCAGGAAAUGAACCUAGGUCAACAUUCAGGCACGGACAACCCCACCCACAUAGUAUGGACCGUCGACGACCACCACGACGCCGCCGGCGGCGCGACAAAGUCGUACACGUGCGCCUUCUGCAAGAGAGGGUUCUCCAACGCUCAGGCGCUAGGCGGGCACAUGAACAUCCAUAGAAAAGACAGGGCCAAGCUCAAAGAAGCCGCCGAGGAUCUCUACCGCAACCAAACCCUCCUCUCUCUAGACAUCUCCAGGGACACGUCGUCAUCGUCCACGUCUCCUCCUCCGUCCGAGGAUGCGUUAGGUAUUAUUAAUACUACCCAGCCGCCGCCGCAGCCGCAGCCGGUGUUUGUUGACCAGCCGGUGAUGGAGACGGAAAGGGAGCAGGUGUUGGACCUUGAGCUGCGGUUGGGACCGGAGCCGCCGCCGCCCACCACCACCACCGACGUGUGAAACGUUAUCAUCGACAUCAUCGCCGCCGGGGGACGAGCACCAGAGGAUUAUUCCUAUGAAGAUGAUCAUGAUGAUGGAUUUUGAUCUUCUUUAUGGUGAUCAAGGUAAGAAAACUAAACUUUUGUUAAUUACUUGGUGACCCUUUUUUCUCUCUUUGAGGAUGUAUACAUAUAACAAGAAAGAUGUGGAAGUUCGUAUUUGCUACUUCUCUCUUUCCAACCACGUACGCUUGGCCUUUCGGCGAGAGAUCAUCGGAUGAAAUCACACGGAAGAAGUCAUGUUGAUUGUCGAAUCUUCUUUAUUUUCUGUUAUACCUUAAUUUUGUAGCCAACUAUGAAUCAGGAAUGAUCAAAACUAAUUCAUCAUGCAUAAUUAUUGUGAUCGUUAUAUAUUGGGCUCUCCUUUCAUGUUACUUUUUGUAAAUAGCUCGCCAUGGAACUAACGUAUAAGGAUCCUUGAUCGAAGUAAUAACGAGUCGGAUCUUACUUCAGAAAAAAAGGUAACUGAUCUGAGGUUAACGAUAUUUAUAUAGGUCGAUCGGUUUCAACCAUAUCUGUGUUUUUCCUCACCUUACUUGAUAAGCUUGUGUCUGUGCCCUAGUUUAAUCAAUACUAGUUUUCUAAUAAGAAUGAAGAACAGGAUGAAGAGUAAAUGUAAUGAGAAAUAGUGCAAAGAGAAAAGUGAUAAGCCUUCCAAGUGAGGAAAGAAGAAAAGCCCAUUACUUGGAAUGUCUUGUUAAUAAUGCAGAAACGAAGAAGACAAUGAUUUAUGUGUGAUUUUCACUAUAUCGCUUUUGGAGAGCUGUGUUCAGUUACAAGGGUUAAUAACGGUAUAUGAUCCACGAUUGAACCUCUCUCAACAAUUCGAGUUAUUGAGAUCAACUGGUUCUUGCGUUAUGUGACCGAAAAGUCUUGUGUUCAAAUCCCAGUGACCCCGUUUGUGAAGCACAUGGUAUCGUGCAUUCAGACCUGUGCAAAUGAAAGCCCUUAUGAGGUGACUGGCUUUCAUUUGAGGGGGUGUGUUAGUGAAUGGUGUAUGAUCCACGAUUGAACCUCUCCCAACAACUCGAGUUAUUCGGACCAACUGGUUCUUGACAUGGUAUCAAAGCCUUCUGUGAUCGAGAGAUCUUGUGUUUAAAUCCUGGUAACCCCCAUUUGUUAAGCACAUGGUAUUCGGACCUGUGUAAAUUUCAAGCCCUUGUGAGUGGCUUUCUUUUGAGGUGGCGUGUUAUUGUAUGGUAUAGAUCCACGAUUGAACCUCUCCCAACAACUCGAGUUAUUGGGAUCAACUGGUUAUUGACAUGGUAUCAGAGCUGGUUUGACAAGUGGUCGUGUGUUCGAAUCUCCACGACCCCCAAUAUUAACAGUUGAUCAAAGCACAAGGUAUAGUGGCUUGUGCAAACUUCAAGCCUGUGAGUUGGCUUUCAUUUGAGGGGGUGUGUUAGAGAGUGGUAUAAGAUCCAGCAUAACCUACUCUCAAGAUCUCGAGUUAUUGGGAUCAACGGGUUCUUGACAUGGUAUCAGAGCCUUCUAUGAUCGAGAGGAUUUGUGUUCGAAUCCUGGUAACCCCCAUUUGUUAAGCAUAUGGUAUUCAGACCUGUGUAAAUUUCAAGCCCUUGUGAGUGGCUUUCAAUUGCUUGAAGUUUGCACGAGUCUGUAGACAAGAAUACCAUGUGCUUAACAAAUGGGGGUCGUGGGG
This is a messenger RNA of Linum trigynum, 2591 nucleotides long. Lineage: Eukaryota; Viridiplantae; Streptophyta; Magnoliopsida; Malpighiales; Linaceae. The record is from the annotation of a GenBank genome assembly.